Molecule: messenger RNA, 2583 nt
Organism: Trichoderma harzianum CBS 226.95
Lineage: Eukaryota; Fungi; Ascomycota; Sordariomycetes; Hypocreales; Hypocreaceae
Exons: 9
Coding region: 1-2583 (860 amino acids)
Biological process (GO): ATP metabolic process; proton transmembrane transport
Cellular component (GO): proton-transporting V-type ATPase, V1 domain
Molecular function (GO): catalytic activity; ATP binding; proton-transporting ATPase activity, rotational mechanism
Source: RefSeq, a predicted model, not a curated record
AUGUCUCUACUUCGAUCGUCCAUCUGCCGGGCUUGCAGGCGCUCUUCACCGCUGAGGGUGCACAGAGGCUUUGCAACGGCCAGCCGCCCUCCGACGUCAUCCGACAGCCGAGUCAGGAUCGUGGAAGUCGGCCCACGAGACGGACUGCAGAACGAGAAAAAGGCCAUUUCGCUGGCAACCAAGAUUGAGCUGAUUGAGCGAUUGGCCAAGACGGGAUUGACGACGAUUGAAGCCGGUUCCUUUGUAGCGCCGAAAUGGGUGCCGCAGAUGGCCAACUCGAGCGAGAUCAUGGAGCAUAUCCUACAACAGAAGAUUGAGGCCCCCGUUCCCAUCACCUACUCCUUCCUCGCGCCGAAUAGAAAGGGAUUUCAAAGUGCAGAAGCGCUAUUGAAACAGAACCCCGGCAGAUUUGCUACACUACUAGAGCCCGAUGUUAAGAAGCCGGCGGUGGAAGUGGCCGUCUUUGCUGCCGCUACGGAGAGCUUCUCGCAGAAGAACCUCAACUGCGACAUCAAGACUUCGCUAGACCGAUUCAAGGCUGUCAUUCAGGACUCCAAGGCGCUGGGACUCCGUGUUCGAGCCUACAUCUCAGUGGUGCUGGGCUGUCCGUUCGAGGGCUUCGAUGUUGAUCCUCACAAGGUGGCUGAGAUUGCCACUGACCUGCUGGAGUCUGGAGCCGACGAGAUUUCGCUUGGCGACACCACUGGCAUGGGUACAGCUCCCCGGACGAGCGCACUGCUCAAAUGCAUGAGUGCGGCAGGUAUCCGCACGGAGGACAUUGCGAUGCACUUUCACGACACGUAUGGACAGGCGCUAGUCAACACGGCUGUGUCACUAGAGCAUGGAAUCCGAACAUUCGACAGCAGCGUGGGCGGACUGGGUGGCUGCCCUUACAGCCCUGGAGCGACGGGUAACGUGGCGACGGAGAACAUGGUUUACUUUAUGGAGAGUUUGGGCAUGGAGACGGGUGUUGAUUUGGAUGACAUGGCGGAUAUUGGAGCUUGGAUUACGCAGGAGAUUGGCAAGCCGAAUGAUAGCUCGGGUUCAAUGGCGGACCCACGCAAUUCGUCAUCCUACUCAGUUGUGCCGCAACUGCAGUACAACACCGUGAGCGGUGUCAAUGGUCCUCUGGUUAUUGUCGAGAAUGUCAAAUUCCCGCGAUACAAUGAGAUCGUUACGCUUACGCUGCCCGACGGAACGGAGAGAAACGGACAAGUUCUGGAAGCCCGAGGUGACCGAGCUGUCGUCCAGGUCUUUGAGGGUACUCCCGGUAUCGAUGUGAAGAAGACUCGUGUCAAGUUUACCGGUCAGAACCUUAAGCUCGGUGUCUCGGAGGACAUGCUUGGCCGUAUCUUUGAUGGAUCUGGACGAGCCAUCGACAAGGGUCCUAAGGUGCUGCCAGAAGAGUACCUCGAUAUCAACGGCAGUCCCAUUAACCCCUUCUCUCGAGAAUACCCCGAAGAAAUGAUCGCGACUGGUAUUUCGGCCAUCGAUACGAUGAACUCGAUCGCUCGAGGACAAAAGAUUCCCAUUUUCUCAGCCUCUGGUCUGCCUCACAACGAGAUUGCUGCUCAGAUUUGCCGACAGGCUGGCUUGGUCAAGCAGCAGGGAAUCACCAACAAGGGUGUUCAUGACGGCCACGAGGAGAACUUCUCCAUCGUGUUCGGUGCCAUGGGUGUCAACAUGGAGACUGCUCGAUUCUUUACCCGUGAUUUCGAAGAGAACGGCAGUCUGGAGCGUACUACUCUGUUCCUCAACCUUGCUAACGAUCCUACUAUCGAGCGUAUUAUUACUCCUCGUCUUGCCCUUACGACAGCCGAGUACUACGCCUACCAGCUCGAGAAGCACGUCUUGGUCAUCUUGACUGAUUUGUCGGCCUACUGCGAUGCUCUUCGUGAGGUUUCCGCAGCUCGAGAAGAAGUUCCCGGUCGUCGUGGUUUCCCCGGUUACAUGUACACGGAUUUGUCGACCAUUUACGAACGAGCUGGCCGUGUGACUGGACGAAACGGCUCCAUCACCCAGAUCCCCAUCUUGACCAUGCCCAACGACGAUAUUACUCACCCCAUCCCCGAUUUGACAGGAUACAUUACCGAAGGACAGAUCUUUGUCGACCGUCCUCUGUACAACCGUGGUAUCUACCCGCCCAUCAACGUGCUGCCUUCGCUGUCACGUUUGAUGAAGUCUGCUAUUGGUGAGGGUAUGACGCGCAAGGACCACGGUGAUGUGUCCAACCAGCUGUAUGCCAAGUACGCCAUUGGCCGUGAUGCCGCCGCCAUGAAGGCUGUCGUUGGUGAGGAGGCUCUGUCAUCCGAGGACAAGCUGUCGCUUGAGUUCCUGGACAAGUUUGAGCGCCAGUUCAUCAGCCAAGGCGCGUACGAGUCCCGAUCGAUCUACGAGUCCCUGGAUCUGGCCUGGAGCCUGCUCCGUAUCUACCCCAAGGACUUGCUCAACCGUAUCCCUGCCAAGAUCCUCAAUGAGUUCUACCAGCGAUCUCAAAAGGACGCCAAGGCAAAGGGCAAGGCGCGAGCCGAGGUUGCCUCAAACGACAGGCAGCAGGCUGAGGAGAACCUGAUUGACGCAUAG